AUGAACCCCUAUUAUUCGUCGUUUCAAGUCGAUAUCUCGACUUCCCAAGCCUCCUCAUCCCGUCCAGUACCCUCGAAUCCUCCGGAUAGCUUCCGUUUCCACUCGCCAGCGCCUAGUUUCCAAAGCGAACCAUAUUCACAGCCGCAUACUAAUGCAUUCCUUCUGGCAGACGAAGCCGAUACCGUUCAUACUGCUGAAUAUAUCCAAACUGAAGGCUUCAUAAGUGAUAAUAGCCAAAGCUAUACUCAGUUAGCAACUGAUACUGAAAGAGGAGGCAAUAAUAAUGAUAAGGGAAAGGGGCGAAAGGCUGGAAAGGGGCUUACCGAAAGUGAGAAGACGAUAGUCUUACAGAUCUGCUUUGAUAAAGCAGAGCUGUACGGCCAUAUGGCCGACCGGGCGUUUUGGAGGCUUGUGACUCGAGAGUUUGAGUCUAUCCAAAGCACAACUCAUAACUCCCUUGGGCGGCUUGUGAGUACUCUCGUUCGUGAGCGCCAGGAAGAGCUUUCGACAAGGCUGGAAGGGGAGAGCGGUGUUACGAUAUCAAGGCACGAAGGAGGCCGAAACGGAAGCGUCUUUGAUGUGGAGGAGGACGCAGACAUCACGGUUCUGAGAAAGAACUGCGACGUUAUCACAGACUUCGCCCCCUAUUCCAACAUCGCCAUUAACCCCUUCAGUUUCGACUGCCUCUCGAAAGCGAAAGCGUUAUACGAGGGCUUCUUCUCCUCCAAUAGCAGCUGCCGAACUCGUGUCGAUUGCAAAUCGGAUUGCAACUUCCCUAGAAGGGGGUGGAGGUGCAGCACCAUCAAGGAUAUCAGCUGUUGA
This is a messenger RNA of Pseudogymnoascus destructans, 822 nucleotides long. RefSeq lists its product as uncharacterized. The transcript is spliced from 2 exons. The record is from RefSeq and is a predicted model, not a curated record. The coding region runs from base 1 to 822 and encodes 273 amino acids. NCBI's taxonomy places the organism in Eukaryota, Fungi, Ascomycota, Leotiomycetes, Thelebolales, Thelebolaceae.